Camponotus floridanus (Florida carpenter ant) is the source of this 885-nucleotide messenger RNA. RefSeq lists its product as uncharacterized. Lineage: Eukaryota; Metazoa; Arthropoda; Insecta; Hymenoptera; Formicidae. The coding region runs from base 1 to 885 and encodes 294 amino acids. The transcript is spliced from 2 exons. Gene Ontology annotation, molecular function: aspartic-type endopeptidase activity. The record is from RefSeq and is a predicted model, not a curated record. Gene Ontology annotation, biological process: proteolysis.
AUGCCAAAGAAGGAGAGCACCAUCUUAGUGGAGGACGACGAGACCGUCAACAGAGUCGCAGUGCGCAUCCCGCCUUUCUGGUCAGAAGAUCCAGAGCUGUGGUUUGCCCAACUGGAAGAGCAGUUCAUGCUAGGCGCUAUCACCGAUGACGACGUCAAAUAUGGCUACGUUUUGUCGAAGCUAGAGCCACGACAGGCAAGGGAGAUCAAAGAUGUAAUCACCAAUCCCCCCUCCAGCAACAAAUAUCCAGCUAUAAAGCACGCGUUGAUUCAACGACUAACAGAUUCACAAGAGCAGCGGAUCAGGCAGCUUCUGGAGAGAGAGGAGCUUGGAGACAGGAAGCCUUCGCAAUUUCUGCGACACCUAUCCACCCUGGCAGGAACGACAGUCUCCGACGACUUGCUGCGGACACUCUGGCUAGGGCGUCUUCCACCGCAGACAUCAUCGGCCAGCAGCAGCAGCAACAACAGCGGCAGCAACAACCAGCAGCCAGAGUACGCUGACUACGCAGAUGGAGGCACUCACCCUGCAAGUAGCAACUCUCACCGCACAACUGACGAACAUGGCCAAAGAACUACGGAGAGGACGCAGCCGAGCACGAAGCCGGUCAAGGAGCAGACCUCGCAGCAGAACACCAGCCAAAGAGGGUCUUUGUUAUUACCACCGACGAUUCGGUGCAGAAGCUCGCCGAUGCACUCAGCCAUGCACGUUCCAGAAAAACGAGUAGGGCAUUCAUUGUUAGCGGCCAAUGACAAAAGCCCGACACACUGCCGCUUAUACGUAACAGACCGGAACACAAGAACGAAAUACUUGGUGGACACCGGCUCGGACGUCAGCGUUUUCCCGCAAACAACGAUGAACGGCAGAAGACGACCAGAAGCAUAG